Gigantopelta aegis is the source of this 1119-nucleotide messenger RNA. RefSeq names its product tigger transposable element-derived protein 6-like. The transcript is spliced from 2 exons. Gene Ontology annotation, molecular function: DNA binding. Gene Ontology annotation, cellular component: nucleus. NCBI's taxonomy places the organism in Eukaryota, Metazoa, Mollusca, Gastropoda, Neomphalida, Peltospiridae. The record is from RefSeq and is a predicted model, not a curated record. The coding region runs from base 1 to 1119 and encodes 372 amino acids.
AUGGCUAUGAAACGCAAGAGAUGCGAUCUUUCACUAGGAGACAAAUAUGAAGCAGUUAAACUUUUGGACCAAAAGAUCUCUCAGACUGAAGUUGCAAAGAAAUUGGGUUGUUCCCAGUCCCAAAUUUGCAGAAUUUCCGCCAAACGAGAGAACAUCAGAUCAAUGUUCGAGUCAAAUGCCAAUCCGGCGAGAAAACGACAAAAGUCCGGAAAGGCAGCUGACGUCGAGGGUGCCCUAACAGAUUGGUUUGAACAAGCUCGAGUAAAAGAUAUCCCACUGUCUGGGCCUAUCUUAGCAGAGAAAGCCAAAGAUCUCGCUAAACACCUUGAUAAAGAAGAUUUCAAUCUAACCACGGGGUGGUUGUCAAGAUGGAAGAAAACAAACAACAUAGUAUACAAGAAGUUACAUGGUGAAAAGAAAGAUGCCGACAUCAAUGCCGCUGAUAACUGGACAACAACUGUGUUACCCGGAUUGCUGCAGAAAUACGCACCUGAUGACAUCUACAACGCCGAUGAAACCGGCGUGUAUUACAGAGCAUUACCAGAUGGAACAUUAACAAAAAAACGACGGCAUGUAGUAAAGAAAAUCAUCGACGACAUUGACCGAGACACCGAUAUAACAGCCAAUGAACUUGUAAAAAAACUGACGAUUCUUGACACCAUACAACUGGCAAGAUCCUGGAAAGCGGUGACAGAAACUACCAUCAGAAACUGUUACAGGAAAGGGGGAUUCACCACACCUGAAACGACAACUAGUGAUGAACACGAAGAAAUUAACCCUCUACCUGGAAUGACCGAUGAGGAAUUCACAGAGUAUGUGAACAAAGAUGAACAGCUUGAAUGCUACACUAUGCCGACAGAUGAGGAAAUAUGCAGCAAGUUUCGUCCUCCACAACAGAAAACGGCUAGUGACGACAGUGACAAUGACGACGAGGAGUUCGUUUUACCAGUGACAGCGGGUGAAGCAAGGAGUGCUCUAUCCACACUGCGAAGAUACUUUGGUGAAAGUAACUGUGAUCACUUUGAGUUAUUGUAUAAACUUGAAGACAUGUGUGAAGCUACCGCUGCUAAUAACCGCUGGCAGACCAAAAUCACAGAACACAUUAACUGGAUUCCGUGA